AUGAAGUUCAUCCAAACUGAUCAGACUCUUGCUAUCCCUGAGGGCGUCACCGUCGACAUCAAGGCCCGCCAGAUCACCGUCACUGGCCCCCGUGGUACUUUGACUAAGAGCCUGCGUCACAUUGAUGUUGCUUUCUCUAAGGUUUCUGACUCUGAGAUUAAGAUUACCGUCCACCACGGUGACAGAAAGCACGUUGCUGCUCUCAGAACUGUCAAGUCUCUCAUUUCCAACUUGAUUACCGGUGUCACCAAGGGCUACCAGUACAAGAUGAGAUAUGUCUACGCCCAUUUCCCCAUCAAUGUCAACCUUAUCAAUGGCAACAGAACUGUUGAGAUUAGAAACUUUUUGGGUGAGAAGCGUGUCCGUGAGGUUAACCUCCUCCCCGGUGUUGAGGCCACUAUCUCCACUGCCCAGAAGGACGAGAUUAUCCUUUCCGGUAUCUCUCUUGAGAAUGUCUCCCAGUCUGCCGCUGACAUUCAGCAGAUUACCCGUGUCCGCAACAAGGAUAUCCGUAAGUUCCUUGACGGUAUCUACGUUUCUGAGAAGGGCACCAUUGAGCAGGAGGCUUAA
Messenger RNA from Magnusiomyces paraingens, 570 nucleotides. RefSeq names its product 60S ribosomal protein uL6. Gene Ontology annotation, cellular component: cytosolic large ribosomal subunit; ribosome. The record is from RefSeq and is a predicted model, not a curated record. The transcript has a single exon. NCBI's taxonomy places the organism in Eukaryota, Fungi, Ascomycota, Dipodascomycetes, Dipodascales, Dipodascaceae. Bases 1 to 570 code for a protein of 189 amino acids. Gene Ontology annotation, molecular function: rRNA binding; structural constituent of ribosome. Gene Ontology annotation, biological process: cytoplasmic translation.